Molecule: messenger RNA, 3680 nt
Organism: Chara braunii
Lineage: Eukaryota; Viridiplantae; Streptophyta; Charophyceae; Charales; Characeae
Source: the annotation of a GenBank genome assembly
GGGAAAGGAUAAUUUCUGGACUUCAAUGAUGACGGUACCCAGAAGAGCAAGAUACAGUUCAUCACAGUCAAUUUCGAACAGAUUUUGGAUAUUCCAAAUGAAGAAUUCAGGUAUAAUCAAAGAUUUUUGCAAGAAAAUCAUAUCAACGAGAUCUAUGAAGCCAUGGUCACAUCAGGUGAAGCGGCCAUUCGUGAAAGGACAACGAGCGGGAUGGACUUGAGCACAUGUCCGAUGUACGAGAAACCCGUGUUGUUGCUAGUUGCGCUGCAUGACCAGCUGCAUACAGAUUCGUCGGGAGAAGUCGUGCGCGCAACGAGAGUCACUUCCGCUGAGUUCCACGAGACAUCACUGGAAGAGUACUUCUGGUACCCUCUCAGUGGUCAACACAACGUAGCAGCAGCAAGAAGAUGUCUCCACGAACAUCCGGCUGUGGCGAAAGAAUUGCGGCUGGAUACAUGGACAGCCAGACCAGUAUAUUAUCCCGACCAGUUCAUGGACCACUAUGGGACGUUGAGCACGUUCCAGAAUGCAAAGGACAAGUGGAACACUUCACCUCACCAGAGCUCCGUGGUUCGGGAUAUCAGGAAGUUGUGGAAGGCGUCUGCUUGUCCUGAUGCGAAAGGUGGGCAGGGGGCUGAAGAGAAAAAUGCGGGAUAUAGAAAGUUUGCGGGGGAGGCACUUAGGGUGACCGGCGUAAAUCAUUACGUUGAUAUGUCACUCGGUCCGUGGAGUUCGGUGUGGCCCGAUGUCCUUGGUCCUUACAUGAUCUUAGCUAGGGCCUCGGAAGAUGUGUACGAUAGCGUAAUGAACGUCUAUGCGGUUUGGGAACGCAGUCAACUGCCGGAAAGAGACGCUGUGAAGCCUGCCACCAAACAGGGUGAAGCGGGGAAAGCUCAAAAGCUAGAUACCCGGAUGGUGGUCAUUAUGUACUCCAAUGAUGGUGACUACCAUCGCAACACAAUUCCUUUGUUUGAAGAUAUCCAACCAGCGGAGCCGUCUUCCAGUUCACGAGCAACUGACACUUUGACACUUGCGAGGCGAGAGCGAAAGCCGAAGUUGCUGAUGGAUGUAAUAGAGAAAAACUUUCAGCCAACGAAGUGGAAAAGUGCGGGCUUAGAGCCGAAAGAGAAAGUGGUGUACGAAGGAAUGGAAAGGGAGCUGAACUCAAUGGUCGAGACGGUGGAGCACUUCUGUCCAGCAGAUAAAGUUGUUAUGUUUCUGGGGAAGGGUCAUCCGGCUUUGGUGUGGGAGCUAUUGAAAAGCCAUCGCCAUAACAUUGUCUUAGAAGGCGAGGACAUGAAGUUUGACUUCCUUGUGCAAUUCGUAAAGCAGAUGGUCGGCGUUCGAGAUUAUCAUGCAAAAUUCAUCAAGCCACCACCUCGCCAUGACGAAGCUCGUGAUUUUGUGUACAAGUUUGACGCUGAUGACUCUGAAGAGGAAAGUGUCGAUGGUACUUUGCAAGUGGUCUUGGCAAGUGAAAGGCAAAAGGUCACUCCCUCUUCUUCUCAGAAGAUGGCUACAGCAGGGACGUCAUCAGGGACUCCUUCAAUUGGUACUUCUGGUGUUGCGGUUGCCGGUGCAAUGACUCUUCCACUAGUUACACCUCCUGCCGGCACCGCUGCUUUAGGAGUGUCAUCAUCUGCGGGAUUGAUGUCCGAUCCAGCGGCGGUCUUUAGAGCUUUGUUCGGUGCUGAAGCCUCUCCCGAGUUAAUAUCGAGUUUCCAAGGAUUAGUACAAAGCCCUGCUUUGUUGCAACGUCUUCUUUCUCAGCCCACACAAGCAGCACCUGCAAAGGAGUUGGAGUACGAGUAUGAGAUCGGGGAUACGAUCCCUGCGGACAUCGCCCAAUUGACGGGUCCUAUCGUUUGUCAAGAUGACCAUACGGUGAUGGAAGCUGAUAAGUGGAGUCACGACAUCGUGUGGCAUCCAGGACAUUUUCAACCGGCAUUGGCAAAAGGAAAAUGGGUGAUGGCAAUAAAAGAAGAUAGGCAGUGGCAAUUUUGCUCUCACCGACGUAUGCCACAAUCAAGGUUUUAUACACAUGCAAAAAAUCAGAUCAGGAUGCGGCUUGCUCGACUCAAUCUAAAUGUUUCUGCAUCGAGAGUGGACAUAAGGACGAAGGAGGUUUUUCAGGAGCUCAAGGCAUUGCGAAGACUUGAGUACUUGAAAAUUUUUUAUGAUAGACAAACAAGCCCGACAUUUGGAUACAACUGGCGUAUUGAUGAGGGCAACGAGGGCGACGAGACCGGUGGGAAAAGGGGACAAGGUCGUGGUGGUGGAGCGAGUGGAGAGGGAGGUGAACACCCAAGUGGUGACGAGGGAGGAGGUGACGAGGGAGGACGUGAUAAGGGAGGGAGUGGUGAGGGUGGAGGAACAUCAGAAGCGCCUAGAUACAGUCAGCCAACAACAGACACUUCAGAAGGGCAAGCCCAUCGUCACCAUGAAGGAAGCGGCAAUGGUGUAGGAGGGCAUAUCGACAUUCGUGGUUUGCCGCAGGUCAAGCUGUCUACUGCAGUGGAACAGGUUGACGAAGGAUGUGAAGGUGGGCAAAGUGUCACCACAACACUCACAAGUGCCACUGUGACAGAUAUUGAACGGUGUGAUGCCAGUGGCGCAAGUGUCUUCCCCGUUGCCGAGAAGGCUAAUAUUGGUAGCCCGCAAGGUCAUAUGUGGAUGUCAAUGGAUAUUUUGUCAUAUGGGUUGGGAAGCCAAGGGCGGCUCAGGGCAUCAUUGGAUGAAACCAUGUACCUGGAGGAAACGGAACUACAAGUCGAGCCUCGCACUCCACUCGAUGAAGAGACACUCAGAGGCGACUUAGAGAUUCCAACAGAAUUUCGAAGCCCGAUAUCAGCGGAAACGGCACAACGAGGGUCUCAGGAGGCGCGUACUGUAACAGGCUACCAGGAGGAAGCUAUGUUUGCACCGGGCGGCGAGCCUAACAGCCCAUUUGAUGAAGAGACCCCUGGCGGCGACUUCGAAACUCGUAUCGGAGGGUCUCAAGAUUCGCCUAUUGUAUCCGUUACUGCUGGGACGAACGACACUCUUGAGGGGCUUGUGGGGAAAGAAGCAAUCCGAGUACCGGACAUCGAAGAGGAUGAAGGACAUAUUGUACUGACUACUCCAGAGCAACACACACCUGUGGAGGAAGGACAAGAGAGUACACUUCAGACUCCUGUACAGCAGUUCAGCCCAUCUGUUAAAGUGAUAAACAUCGAAGAAUCCCCUCUCACAUCAAGACAGUUCAGAGGUGCAAAAGAAGACUGUGCUCAAGGGAAAAUCGCAGUUAGUUGCCGAGGUCUGCGUAAAGGACUGUGGAAAGCCCCUCGCGUGCACUCGCAAAGGAACAGUGACAAUAAUAUUAUACGUCGUGGUUUGCAAGCCUUGUCAACGCUGCCAUUGUUGCCCAAAACAGCUAAAAGACGAGCGGAACCUGUGACGAUCCCAUUUGUGAAGCCACCUGCUCUAAGGAUGUUUAAAGCUGUGGGAAUAGGGACGAAACAAGGAAAGAAAUUGCACCGUGAAGUUUGCAUAGUGUGUGUUGUGGAAAGCGGCAGCGACAGCGAAGUAGGCAAACAAGCACCGUCAUGAACUUCGUGUCCGCUUUUUAUAUCUUGUAUGGAAGUCUUAGACAUACCGUUGUUGUUUACCUGUGUGUUUGUAUGCAGUGCCUGGCCGAUCGU